CUCCCAGUCUGCUCCAGGGAGGGGGGAAACUGCAGAGCAAUGGCUGCACUGUGUCAACAUCUCCAAUGUGUGUGACCAGGGCGCCGCUCCUACGUGUCAGUUCAGCCCGGGACGGCAAGCUGCAGAGGGUCUAUUUGGAGAAUGCCAAGCACCGUACUGUGGGCGUCUGAUAUUUGGGGCAAGGUUUACACGCUAUCCACAGAUGGACAGCAGUGGGAACUGUGUAAGGACGGACAGCUGGAGUUCAAGCGGCUUUCUGCCGUUCAAGCAUGCUGCUGGGGAAUAGCCUGCAACCAUCAGACCUACGUCUACGUACAUACCAGCGAUUUACCCAUCCGAUAUCAAGAAGAGACAUAUGAAAAUCAGCGCUGGAAUCCAGUGGACGGGUUUUGUGACAGGCUUCUGCCCAGUGACCGCUGGCAGUGGAGUGACGUCACCGGUCUGAAACACCAACCUCUGGACAGCUUUAAUCUACCCUCAUCACACUGGGAGUGGGAGUCAGAUUGGUAUGUGGAUGAGAACAUAGGAGGAGAACCCACAGAGAAAGGGGGCUGGACUUACGGUAUAGAUUUCCCUGCAACAUACACAAAGGAUAAGAAGUGGAAUUCUUGUGUCCGGCGCAGAAGAUGGAUCCGUUACAGAAGAUACAAGUCUAGAAACAGCUGGGCAAAGAUUCCCUCGCACAUUGAUAAAGAACAAUUGCCAGAUCCUUUCAAUGACAUAUCAGUUGGAGGAUGGGACAUCACAGAUGAACCUGUGGGACGUCUCUCUAUUUGGGCAGUCUCUUUGCAGGGGAAGGUUUGGUACAGAGAGGAUGUCUGCCAUGCCAAUCCUGAAGGAUCAUCCUGGUCAGAAAUAGAAACGCCUAGUGAGGUCAUACAGAUAAGCUGCGGCCCCGACGACCUCUUAUGGGCUGCUUUAUGGGAGGGACAGGCCAUUGUAAGGAAAGGUAUCAGCAGGAAUAACCCUAAAGGUGUUUCCUGGGAGAUUGUGGAAGCCCCCAUACCCGGAGAUAGGAUCAUGCAUGUGUCAGUUGGUGUUCACGUGGUUUGGGCUGUGACUAAGGAACGCAAAGUGUGGUUUCGUAGAGGAGUAAACUCGCACAACCCAUGUGGUACUAGUUGGAUUGAAAUGGUGGGAGAACUGGCAAUGCUCAGCGUUGGACUGAACGAUCAGGUCUGGGGCAUCGGAUAUGAAGACAGAGCAGUAUAUUUCCGGCAAGGUGUUACCCCAAGCGAGCUCAGUGGAAAAAUGUGGAAAGCCAUUUUGGUUCCCAGAGAAAGUGACAGGUCAAACUCUGGAAGUGUCUCAAGCAUCAACAGUGCUGGCUGUUUCUUUGGAGAUGAAGUGAGGGGUCAAACAGAUUCAGUCGUCCACUCAGAUGUAGAUUCAGAAGCCGAACAACCACAAGUACAAGAGUCAUGUUCCAGUAAUUUGGAAGUGAAGGACAUCACUAGCCCAAGUGCAGAUCUUCCUUUGGCCUCCCAAGAAGAAGCCAGUUCCAGUUGUGAUGAAUUGCCUGCAAACUGCAAGAUGACCAGAGCUCCCCAGUGGAGCAGCAUUGAUUUGGUUGAAGCUCGCAUCAAUUUACUCCAACCCACAGAUGACGCUGCCAACCUGUCUGUAUUUGAGACCUUCCCCGAAGGAACUGAAGAUUCUUUUGGAAGAGAUACAUUUCCUUUGUGGACAUGGGUUUCUGGAGGGAGCUGUCUUGUUGACUCUCACAGCUCACUUAAAUGGUUCACACGGCAAACAGGUUUAGCAACCAGUAUGCAGUCAAUGUCAUUGUCUAUCACCCCGGCAAAUACAGCGAUGUGGAGGAAACAGAUAUUUGAGCAGCUGAGUGAACGCACAAAGCGAGAACUGGACAGCUUCAGACACUACGAGCCCGCCGUAGAUCAGUCGGUAUGGGUAAAAACAGGCACUUUACAGUGGUGGAGAGACUGGAAACCUUACAAAUGGAUUGAUGUCCGAGUGGCUCUUGAGCAGGUGACAGCAAAUGAUGGAUCCAAAGACAGCAUCCUCUUCAUUUACUACACCCACUAUGAGGAGAAGAAGUAUUUGCACUUAUUCGUCAAUGAAAUCACUAUUAUAGUGCCAGUUCUUAAUGAUGCUAAACACUCGUUUGCCAUUUACACUCCAGAGAAGACAAAGCAGAGGUGGCCCGUGCGCCUGGCAGCUGCUACCGAGCAGGAGAUGCAUGACUGGCUCAGUAUUUUGAAUAGGUCUUGCUGUGAAAUUAGAAAAGUGCAAGGUCCUCCUUCUCACCAGGCAAUCUGGUCAAUCACCUGUAAAGGGGACAUAUUUGUGAGUGAACCAGCGUCGGACUUGGAGUUCCUGACCAGCACACGAUUGUGUGACCAAAUGUAUUGGCAUCAGAUAGGAGGACACCUGAAGCUGGUGGAGAGCAGCAGCUGUGGUGUUGUGUGGGGCAUCGGUCAUGAUCACACAGCGUGGGUUUAUACUGGAGGCUAUGGCGGAGGGUUCAUGCAAGGGUUGGACAGCAGCACAAAUAACAUCUUUCCCCAGUCCGACACUACGUGCGUGUACAUCUAUGAAAAUCAGAGAUGGAAUCCCAUCACUGGAUACAGCAGCACUGGACUGUUAACUGACAGAUACAUGUGGAGUGAUGUGAGCGGAUUACAGGAGUGCACAAAGACGAAUAUGAAGCCUCCGUCACCUCAUUGGUCCUGGGUCUCUGACUGGUAUGAAGACUUUAAUGUCUCUGGAGGAACCGAUCAAGACGGGUGGCAGUAUGCAGCAGACUUCCCAGCGUCUUAUCAUGGCUACAAGACCAUUAAAGAUUUUGUGAGACGAAGACGCUGGGCAAGAAAAUGCAAAAUCGUGACCAGCGGACCAUGGCUAGAAGUCCCCCCAAUUUUCUUGAGAGAUGUCUCCAUAUUUCCAGGAAGAGUAACCAGGGAUGAUGAAGAAGACAUUGCGCUGUGGGCCAUCAGCAACAAGGGUGACGUUCUCUGCCGCCUCGGCGUCACAGCGCAGACUCCAUCGGGUUCCUCGUGGCUCCAUGUUGGCACAGAUCAGCCAUUCGUUUCAGUGUCAGUAGGAGGAUGCCUGCAGGUGUGGGCUGUAGCGCGUGAUGGAUCUACCUUCUAUCGGGGUUCGGUGUCCUCCAGUCAACCAGCAGGAGACUGCUGGUAUCACAUUCCCUCUCCACCGAAGCAGAAGCUACAACAAGUCUCUGUAGGACAGACGUCUGUGUUUGCCGUUGAUGAAAAUGGUAAUUUAUGGUUUCGACAAGGCAUCACACCAAGUUACCCUCAAGGAUCAACCUGGGAACACGUGUCAAACAACAUCCGCAAGGUGUCUGUAGGACCCCUUGAUCAAAUAUGGGUGAUCGCAGAUAAAGUCCAGGGCAGCCACAGUCUGAGUUGUGGUACUGUCUGUCAUCGAUUAGGGGUUCAGCCAAUGGCCCUAAAAGGACAGUCCUGGGAUUACGGGAUUGGGGGAGGCUGGGAGCACGUGACAGUCAGGGGCAAUGCAGGCUACCACAGCGUCCAUUCUGAAACCAGUUCCACAAAGACCAUGAACGUCGGUGCAGAUGACAAAAAGAAAGACCCAGCGGCGUCUGAUGAGUGUGAACAACCAAGCGGAGGUGCAGCGGGCCUUUAAAAUAUUCCAGGCCAAGCCAUAUUUAGGUCUGGCGGAGACGAUUGGUCAUAUGAUCUAGGCAUUACUAGUUUUAUGUGAAAUUUAUUCUGUGCAUUUUCCUUUUAGGCCAGAGCUACACAGUGACCUUUGUCAGGCAGCUGGAUGUGUCCUGUGUACAUUACAGCACCAGCUGUGGGUUGUGGACGUUAGAAUAAGGGGUUUGCUUUUUUUUUUUUUUCUCCAGAAACGGCGCCACCAUUGUCUAUGGGCUAUGCCUGGAACUGCAACUGCAUGGUGCUGUUUCCG
Messenger RNA from Bufo bufo (common toad), 3915 nucleotides. RefSeq names its product tectonin beta-propeller repeat containing 1 (gene TECPR1). Lineage: Eukaryota; Metazoa; Chordata; Amphibia; Anura; Bufonidae. Gene Ontology annotation, cellular component: membrane. The record is from RefSeq and is a predicted model, not a curated record. The coding region runs from base 142 to 3630 and encodes 1162 amino acids. The transcript has 25 exons.